AUGACGAACUCACCAUCGAGCACGUCCCUGGAGAGCUCAGUCACCGCGACUGAGGCCGACGUCCAGUCGCAGAACGCCGGAAUGACGCGCGUGAACCACUUCAAGAUCGUCUUCGACCGUGCGGGCGUAACGAGGGAGGCCCUGCAGUGGAGAUAUCCCGGAAACGGAACCGAGGAGAGCCCCUACGCCGUCGACUUCACGCCAUGCGACCCGUACAACCCCCAGGAAUGGACAAAAACCAAGAAGUGGUGCAUGACGAUCCUGACCGCCAUCUCCACCCUCGCCGUCGCUUUCGUGAGCAGUGCCUUCUCCGGGGGGCUGGCGUACAUCAUCGCCGAGUUCAAGGUGUCCCAGGAGCUGUCCAUCCUCGGCCUGUCCCUCUUCGUCGUCGGGUUCGCUGUUGGUCCCCUGCUCUGGGCGCCGGCGAGUGAGUUUUACGGCCGGCAGAUAUUGUUCACCAUUACGUAUGCGGCUCUGACGGCGUUCAAUGCCGGUGCUGCUGGCGUCAAGUCCUUCGCUGGCCUCGUCGUCCUCCGUUUCUUUGCAGGCGCUUUCGGAUCGUCGCCCCUGACGAACUCGGGUGGUGUCAUUGCGGAUAUGUUCUCGCAGAAGGAGAGAGGGUUCGCGACGGCUUGCUUCGCAGCUGCCCCUUUCUUGGGCCCAUCGCUAGGACCCAUUGUGAGCGGCUUUCUUGGCGAGGCUGAGGGCUGGAGGUGGAUCGAAGGCCUCAUGGCCAUCUUUACCGGUGUCCUCUGGAUUGCGUGCUCCCUCCUCGUCCCCGAGACCUACGCCCCAGUCCUCCUCCGGAUCCGCGCCGCCAAACUCUCCAAGCUCACCGGCAAGGUGUACGUCUCGAAGAUGGACUUCAACAAGAAGCACCACACGAUGGCGCAGCAAUUCAAGAUCGCCCUCUCCCGGCCGUGGAUGCUUCUGUUCCGGGAGCCUAUCGUCUUUCUUACCAGUGUUUUCAUGGCAAUCAUCUAUGGUACUCUGUACAUGAUGUUUCCGGCGUUCCCCAUCGUGUUCCAGGCGUCCAAGGGGUGGGGUCCCGGCGAGGCUGGUCUCGCUUUCCUGGGUAUCACCGUUGGUAUGGUGUUUGCGGUAGCGUAUGCCAUGUUCGAUAACGUGAGAUACGCAAAGGUGGCCGAGGAACAUGACGGCAUGGCUCCCCCCGAGGCUCGCCUGCCUAUGGCGAUUGUGGGCUCAGCUUUCAUUCCUGUCGGCCUCUUCUGGUUCGCCUGGACCAACGGAAACAGCGUCCACUGGAUCGUCCCUAUCGUCGGCAGUGCCUUCUUCGCGGUGGGCAUCGUCCUGGUGUUCUUGUCACUGCUGAACUACCUCAUCGAUUCGUAUGUCGUUUUCGCAGCCUCAGUUCUGGCAGCGAACUCUGUCCUGCGGUCCCUCUUCGGCGCCGCCUUCCCGCUCUUCACGAAGCAGAUGUACACGAACCUCGGCCUCCACUGGGCAGCCUCGAUCCCUGCCUUCCUUUCCGUGGCGUGCAUACCGUUCCCCAUCAUCUUCUACGUCUACGGGCCCAAGAUCCGGGCCAAGUGCAAGUUCGCCGCCGAGGCCGCACGGGUCCUCGAGGAGAUGCGCGGCCGCGUCGGCGCCGAGGAGGAGGACCCUGAGCUUGCGGAGGACGAGGCCAUGGAGGAGGUCGAGCGCGGGGAUAGGAUGGAGAAGCUGGUCAAGAAGAUGAGCCGCGCCUCCGGGAAGAGCCGCACGCGCGGCCUCAGCCGGGUCGAGAGCGGCGCCGCGGGCCCGGGCCCGGCGACGCAAGCUGCGCCCAAGGAGGUCGAUAACGAGAAGGCGGAGGCUUGA
Messenger RNA from Diaporthe citri, 1821 nucleotides. RefSeq lists its product as uncharacterized. Bases 1 to 1821 code for a protein of 606 amino acids. The record is from RefSeq and is a predicted model, not a curated record. The transcript is spliced from 3 exons. Lineage: Eukaryota; Fungi; Ascomycota; Sordariomycetes; Diaporthales; Diaporthaceae. Gene Ontology annotation, biological process: transmembrane transport. Gene Ontology annotation, molecular function: transmembrane transporter activity.